Molecule: messenger RNA, 1059 nt
Organism: Photinus pyralis (common eastern firefly)
Lineage: Eukaryota; Metazoa; Arthropoda; Insecta; Coleoptera; Lampyridae
Product: lipase member H-A-like
Exons: 3
Coding region: 25-1035 (336 amino acids)
Molecular function (GO): lipase activity
Source: RefSeq, a predicted model, not a curated record
UGCUUUCUAAGGCGCACAAGUAAAAUGGCAGCACUCUACAUAUUAAUUUUUUCAACGUUAUUAGUGGCAGUAUGUAGCAAGAUGUGUGGUAGGACUAGUGGAGAAUGCCUAGAUCUGUUACGACCAGUAAUAUGGAGUAUAGCUCAAAACUGCACUGACGAUGAUGGUAUCCUCACACAGUAUUGGUGGCACACUCCCACAAAUGCAGUACAGAUAAAUUCGGUUACUGAAAUUGAUAAAGUAAAGCCGAUUAUUUUCCUGUUGCACGGUUGGGCCGGAUCAAGAGAUGUAGAUUAUAUAAAAGCUAUCAGGGACGCCUACUUGGAGAGGUACCAAUCAAAUCGUACCAUUAUUACUCUUGAUUUCGGUAUGUACGUUGCUGGCGACGGUAUUUUGACGUACGCCAACGCGUUCUGCAAUGCACCGGCGGUUGCGAUGGGUUUUGGCAAAUUCCUAUGCAAUCUAGAUGCUUAUGGGGUAAGUCCCAAAAACAUACACGUCGUCGGACAUUCCCUAGGAGCACAAAUUGCCGGAAUGGCGGGCGCCUAUAUUAAACAAAAUUGUAAUCGCUCCGUUGCAAGAAUUACGGGGCUGGAUCCCGCGAGUAUUGGAUACCUUUGUGCAGGUGCAAACGAAUGUAGAUUGGAUGAAACUGACGCAGACUUUGUUGACGUUAUCCACACCGACUCAGGGGGUUAUGGGACCACGUUCAAUUCUGGUCAUACCGAUUUCUAUCCUAAUAAUGGUAUCUGGCAACCAAACUGUGUUGAUUUGAAAAUUAAUUAUACCCAGAUAUUGUUAGACCCUCUAUCUGUUGUACUUACACCAGUGUCUUGCAGUCACCAACGCAGCUGUUUCCUUUUUGCGGAGAGUAUUCGUUUAAAUAGCUUUCCGGCAGAAUUUUGCUUGCUAUUGUCUUUUAAGGUACGUUAUAUGGGAGAGUACUGCAAACCAGAACUGGGGACCAGAAUGUGUGGAUUGCGGACAAAUGGACAGUCUCCUUAUGGUCGUGGUCCUAACGGUCCAUUGAAUUAAUUUUUGAUUGUUAUUACUGUAAAC